Molecule: messenger RNA, 1050 nt
Organism: Brassica napus (rape)
Lineage: Eukaryota; Viridiplantae; Streptophyta; Magnoliopsida; Brassicales; Brassicaceae
Exons: 1
Coding region: 1-1050 (349 amino acids)
Source: RefSeq, a predicted model, not a curated record
AUGGAUACGGCGAUCCCGCCGGGAUUUUCUAGGUCUCCGCCGGGGUCUAUGGGGAAUCGGAAGCCGCGGAACGAGAUAACGGAAACAGCGAACUUAUUGGAGAGAUCGGGUAGUGAGAAGAUUCAAAAAGAGAUUAUGGAUUUGGGGGAAAAGGAGGGUUUGAAGUUGGAUGAUCGAAAGAAACAAGGAUCGGAGAACGUUGCGAAGAGAUCGGAGAAUGAGGGAGUAUCUUGGGCAGAGAUAGCGCAAGAGAAGAAAGUUCUGAAGAAAUACGAUUUGAAGAUAGAAGACUUGGAGGGUGGGAAAGCUGUAGAGAUUCCAGAUGAGGUUAUCGAACAAGCAGAUCUCCUUUGGGACGAUUACUUGAUUGGUAAAUUUCUUGAUACUGCUCCACAUGUGGCUAGAGUUCAUGCGAUUGUAAACAGGAUUUGGAAUCAAGGAGAAACGAAGCAGCAGAUUGAUGUUCAUGUAGUGGAUGACACAACUAUGAAGUUCAAAGUUAUGAACCCAGUGAUGAGAGCUCGAAUUGUUAAGAGAGGCAUGUGGAACAUAGGAAAUGUACCUUUGGUGGUGAUGAAGUGGACUCCAGAUGAGUUGAAGGAGAAACCUGAAAUCAAAUCAAUACCGAUGUGGGUGUAUCUUAAAAAUGUGCCGAUGAACUUGUAUUCAUGGCAGGGGCUGAGUUUCAUCGUGAGUGCAGCUGGCUUUCCGGUUAGGCUUCACCCAGAGACAGCAUCUUGCUCGAACUUCAAACUAGCAAAGAUUUUUGUUAAUGUGGAUCUAUCCAAGGAGUUGCCGGAUAAAAUAAACUUUACAAAGAAGGGGAAAUCAUAUUUGGUUGAGUUCAUCUAUCCUUGGUUGCCGCUGAGAUGUAGUACGUGUGGAAAAUGGGGACAUGUAGAAAAAGUCUGUGUUAUGAAUAAGAAGGACGGAUUAGAGAAAUCAGUUACGCAGAUCAUACAGGAGGAUACUGAGAAGAGAGUUGGAGAUAUGGAAAAAGAGAAAGAAGGUAGUAAGUCGAAGGAAAAGGAGAUGGAAGAGAAUGUUUGA